UCUUGAAUCUGUUGGAAAGCCGCUGAGCUUCGCGCACGAAUCUGACGCUAUACCAGCCACAAAGUGCACGGACGAUCUCAGAGGAUCAUAUCUACGAUUUUGCAUGGAUUUGUGUUUUGCUCUGCGCUCUUGGCAUCACUGCGUAAAAGACUGAUCCUAUUGCCGAGGGGGGGAAAGGCGCUGGCGCUGCGCCACGAUCUGGCAAGUGCGCCUCCCUUCACCGCUGUUUGGCUUAUUCAUAGUUAGGGGUUUGGGUUUGGCUGUUUUUAAAAAGGCAAGCACUGCUGUGAAGUUGAUCAGUCUGCUCAGAAAACUUCCAGAGGGGAAAGUGUUUUGGAAUCGGAAAGUCCAGAAUUUCAGUGCGCAACCAAUUGCGCACAAACUGGACUAUUGGAGAAUACCUAUGUGAUUCAUUUAUUUUAUAUGUAUUUAUAUGAAAAUCCACCGGAUUGUUCUUUAUCACCUUUUUAAGAGACUAUUUUUAAUUGAAUAAUUUUUAAAACACCACAACCAGUGCUUUCACUUUGCAUGCGGACUUUUCCUUUGAGUCGAAUCUGAGCCAAACGUUCAUGCGUUCUCAUAUCUAGUUUUUUUUUUUUUUUUGUUUUUUUUUUUGCCAUCGGACCUCAUUCACUUUGACACGAAGUAUGGCUCUUCUUGUGCUGGGUACAUUUCUGACGGCGUUGUCCAUCAGCGGAGGCUCUUAUGUGCCGUGCGAGCCGUGCGAUCAGAAGGCGCUCUCCAUGUGUCCUCCGGUCCCGGUGGGCUGUCAGCUGGUGAAGGAGCCCGGCUGCGGCUGCUGCUUGACUUGCGCUCUGGCGGAGGGGCAGGCAUGCGGGGUGUACACCGGUACAUGCACGCACGGGCUGCGAUGCCUGCCGCGCAACGGUGAGGAGAAGCCGCUUCACGCCCUGCUACACGGCAGGGGAGUGUGUACGAACGAGAAGGGAUACAAACCACCGCACCCACCUAUUGAUCGUGAAUCAAUAGAGCAUGAUGAUACAGUGAAGCCAGACACGACUGAAGACCAGAGUCCUAAAAUUCCCCUUAAAAUUCCAGAUGUAAUCAACAGCAAGAAGCAUGCUGCCGUGCGCAAGGACAAGAAGAAACAACAGGAGAAGCUUCGCUCAGUGGGGACGAUGGAUUACUCCCCCCUUCCCAUUGACAAGCAUGAGCCUGAAUUUGGUCCCUGCAGAAGGAAGCUGGAUGGAGUCAUUCAAAAUAUGAAAGACACCUCACGCGUCAUGGCUCUUUCCCUCUACCUGCCUAACUGUGACAGGAAGGGCUUCUUCAAGCGCAAGCAGUGCAAGCCCUCCCGCGGCCGGAAACGAGGCAUCUGCUGGUGCGUGGACAAAUAUGGCGUGCAGCUGCCCGGCACUGACUACAGCGGCGGUAACAUCCAGUGCAAGGAUUUGGAGAACAGUAACAACAACGAGUGAGAAUCAACCCACCCUGAUCACCAGACCUAGGGCCCACCCUCCUUGUCCUGUCCCACCAGUCUACCCGCCAGUCACUUUGAGAUUUUGAUGCAAAACGACAAAGAAACACAACAGCUAUUACAAAUAUGAACAAUCAGACUAAAAAGAAAAUGUUAAAGUGAGAUAAUCCACAGGAAUCGUUUUGACUGAUCGCUCAUCUCUAUCUCACUGGACUCAGCCAAUCAGAGGAGCCCCCUGCUAGGGCUGAGUCCCGGCAACAACAACAACAAAAAAAAUUGUUAAAAAUAUAUACAUACAAUUAUAUAUUUUUAUAGAAGCUGGGGUUUGAGCACCAUACUGUUUUGUUUAAAGUUAACAUAAAACAAAAAACUACAAAAAAAAAAAAAAGAAUAUAUGGCAUGUUGAAUAUUAACAGGGCUAUCUUGGUCUUUUACAUCUUUUGUUGUCAAGGUAUCAAA
Messenger RNA from Rhinichthys klamathensis goyatoka, 1897 nucleotides. It is a transcript of the gene igfbp5b, whose product is annotated as insulin-like growth factor binding protein 5b. The coding region runs from base 648 to 1439 and encodes 263 amino acids. The record is from RefSeq and is a predicted model, not a curated record. Gene Ontology annotation, biological process: regulation of insulin-like growth factor receptor signaling pathway. Gene Ontology annotation, molecular function: insulin-like growth factor I binding; insulin-like growth factor II binding; fibronectin binding. The transcript is spliced from 4 exons. Gene Ontology annotation, cellular component: extracellular region. Lineage: Eukaryota; Metazoa; Chordata; Actinopteri; Cypriniformes; Leuciscidae.